CUCGUUGCGUGAUAUUCCCCUUUUCACUUCUCAAUCCUGAAUCUCGACCAGAAAAGACUGUGAAAAUGCCACGAAUCCAGAUUAAAGGAGGUGUUUGGAGGAACACUGAAGAUGAAAUCCUCAAAGCAGCUGUGAUGAAAUAUGGCAAAAACCAGUGGUCUAGAAUUGCAUCACUGUUACACAGGAAAUCAGCUAAACAAUGCAAAGCAAGAUGGUUUGAAUGGCUGGAUCCAAGUAUCAAGAAAACAGAAUGGAGUCGAGAGGAAGAUGAGAAGCUCCUACACCUGGCUAAACUCAUGCCCACCCAAUGGAGGACCAUUGCACCCAUUGUGGGACGUACUGCAGCUCAGUGUCUGGAGAGAUAUGAAAUCUUACUUGAUCAAGCGCAGAAGAAGGAGGGUGAUGGGGAUACAAUGGAUGAUCCGAGGAAGCUGAAACCAGGAGAGAUAGAUCCUAACCCAGAGACUAAACCAGCUAGACCUGAUCCUAUUGAUAUGGAUGAAGAUGAACUUGAGAUGUUAUCAGAAGCCCGUGCUCGUCUAGCCAACACGCAGGGUAAGAAGGCCAAGCGGAAGGCUCGUGAAAAGCAGCUUGAGGAAGCGCGACGUCUUGCAGCUCUUCAGAAGCGUAGGGAACUCCGGGCAGCAGGUAUCGAGGUCAACAAGAAGAGGCGCAAGAAGCGCGGCGUUGAUUACAAUGCUGAGAUUCCGUUUGAGAAGAAGCCAGCACCAGGGUUUUACAACACAGCUGAUGAAGUGGUCGCACCUGUGGAUCCAAACUUCAAGCGGCUUAGGAGAGAGGACAUGGACCAAGCUCGUAGAGAUGAGAUUGAAGAGAGAGAACGAAAGAAGGAUAGACAGAAGUUGAAGAAGAGGAAAGAGAAUGAUUUGCCUGGAGCUAUCGCUAUGACAAACAAGAUGGCUGAGCCAAUGAAGAAGCGUAGCAAACUUGUCUUGCCUACUCCACAAAUAUCUGAUGCUGAGUUAGAAGAGGUUGUGAAGCUUGGUCAGGCUAGUGAGAAUGCCCGUCAGAUCGCUGAGGAAGGAGCAGUCAAUGGUGCUUCGGAUGCUCUUCUUUCAGACUACACGAUGACCCCAGGACCAGCUAAUCUCAGAACACCUCGCACUCCUGCUACACAUGAUACAGUACUUCAGGAGGCACAGAACAUCCUUGCACUGCAGAAUGUUGAAACGCCAUUGAAAGGAGGUAUGAACACAGCAGUAGGAAGCAGUGAUUUUGAUGGUAUCACGCCUAAGAGACAAGCUACACAGACACCUAACAUGGCGUUCAAUACACCAUUCAGAACACCAGGUCAUGAGUCACAAGCAAGUUUGACCCCUCGGAUGACCCCACGGAUGGGCACUGGUGGAGGCCAAACCCCAGGUCAGACUCCGCUACGUGACAAACUCAACAUCAAUCCCGAAGAAGCACUUAUGGAAUUUGAUAGUGUACACAGUGCCAAACAACAACAGAGGGAAUUGAAGGCCAGCCUUCGGCGAGGCCUAUCUUCACUGCCAGCUCCAAGGAAUGAUUUUGAGAUUGUGAUACCAGAGAAUGAUGAGAAGCUGUUAGAAGAGCCUCAAGAUAAUUCAAACUUCAUAGAGGAUGCAUCGGAUGUGGAGAAUAGACGACUUGCAAAGCUGGCAGAAGAGAGAGAGAAGGAAUUAAGGAGUAGAUCUCAGCCUCUUCAGAGAGGUCUUCCAAGGCCUGUGGAUAUCAACACAUCUAUACUGAGACCAAAGGACCUUGAGACUCCUAUUACAGAGCUACAGAAGGCUGAGGAGAUGAUCAAGGUUGAGAUGAUAACGAUGCUGCAUUACGACGCCUUGAAGAACCCUGUAGGGGAUCAGCCAGGGAUGAAGAAAGGUGAUAAACCUACCAGUAAGACUAACCCAGCUGCACAUGCAGCAUACCUUGAACAUCAUCCUUAUCACCAGUAUGAGGAGGAAGAUAUGAAAAAAGCCAAUGAGUUAUUAAAAGCUGAGAUGGAAGUCGUGAAAACCGGCAUGGCCCACGGUGAUCUCCCUAAAGAGGCCUAUACCCAGGUGUGGGAAGAAUGCCUGGGUCAGGUGCUUUACAUUCCAUCUAAGAACAAAUACACCAGAGCCAACAUGGCCAGCAAGAAAGACAGGAUUGAAUCGGCAGAGAAGAAACUUGAGUCUAAUCGUGGUGUGAUGACAAGAGAGGCAAAGAGAGCGGCUAAGCUUGAGAAGAAACUAAAGAUCUUGCUUGGAGGCUACCAAUCUCGAGCUCAAGGACUCACCAAACAGCUGGCUGAGAUCCAAGAGGAGGUUGAACAAGCCUAUGUAGAACUCUGUACAUUCCAAGAACUACAGAGCAAUGAAGAUAUUGCUAUUCCAAAGAGGAUGGAAUCCCUUCGAGAGGAUGUAAAGCGCCAGAGUGACCGAGAGAGGGAGCUCCAACAACGUUACUCUGAUCUCAUGUUUGAAAGAGAGAUGCUCAGCGCACAGAUUACCAAGUUAGAGAUGCAACAGUCUGGACCAAAGUUCUAAUUCAAAGAUGAUGAAAUUCAAGGGAGGGAGUGGAGUUUCAUAAAGAUCUAAAUCUGACGUAAUGCCACCGCACACCUUAUGAGCCGACUGGUCUACGACUGGCUUGCGACUGAGUGAGGAGAGAUGUGACGUCACAGCUCUUGUCCGCUUGAGAGUCACAGACCGGUCAGAGACAAAUUGCAAGAAAAAUCAUAAGGAUUUGACUUGUCAAAUCCUUAUGAUGGAACCCAAGCUCAAUCCAACGCGUAUACGACAUACAAAGUGCAUACGCAGUAGUAAGUGCCAUUUUCUGAGUUGCUAUGGCAAAAAGCACAUCCGUUAGUCUCAGACAACAUGGCGGUCUGAUCACAAGAUGUGCGGUGUCGAGGCUUAUGACUACCUUGCGAUUCAUCUCCCCUCACUCAGUUGCAGACCAGUCGGGUCGUAAGGUGUGCGGUGGCCUUUGUAGUCAUGCACAAGUACCAAGGUUCAUUUGAUAUUUGAUCCAUUAUCUCAUUGAUUGAUUUGUGGUAGAGCGCCCCAUGAUUGCAAUCUACCUAGUAUUGAUAUGUUAUGUGCCACAUGCAACUUGGAAUGCAGGUUUGAAUGGUGGUGCAGAUAACU
Lytechinus variegatus (green sea urchin) is the source of this 3116-nucleotide messenger RNA. Its product is annotated as cell division cycle 5-like protein. Gene Ontology annotation, molecular function: DNA-binding transcription factor activity, RNA polymerase II-specific; RNA polymerase II transcription regulatory region sequence-specific DNA binding. The transcript is spliced from 16 exons. Lineage: Eukaryota; Metazoa; Echinodermata; Echinoidea; Temnopleuroida; Toxopneustidae. The coding region runs from base 66 to 2513 and encodes 815 amino acids. Gene Ontology annotation, cellular component: spliceosomal complex; Prp19 complex. Gene Ontology annotation, biological process: regulation of transcription by RNA polymerase II; mRNA splicing, via spliceosome. The record is from RefSeq and is a predicted model, not a curated record.